This is a messenger RNA of Trypanosoma grayi, 510 nucleotides long. RefSeq lists its product as hypothetical. NCBI's taxonomy places the organism in Eukaryota, Euglenozoa, Kinetoplastea, Trypanosomatida, Trypanosomatidae. The transcript has a single exon. The record is from RefSeq and is a predicted model, not a curated record. Bases 1 to 510 code for a protein of 169 amino acids.
AUGACGCCGGGUGAGAUUGCUGUCAAAGUCCACGCGCUCCGCGUCCAGGAUGUCGGGGGUGUCAUCGUCGGUGGUCAAAAUGUCGAAGAGCGGCGCCUCGUUCGUCGCGCCGUCCGUGUCGUCAGGGCUCUCGAGCCGCACCCGCAGCUUCCGCUCGUUGCGCAGCACUUCGACGAUGACGCCACGCACCCACAGCAGCUUCACCUGCACGCGGCACCGCUUCCCGUUGAGGUCGUCGGUGAACAUGAAGUCCCGCACCUUCGUCCACUCCGGGUCCUUCCACCAGCUGUCCCAGAAGACAAACGACACAUAGCCGUCAAUGACGCGCAGCGAGACGUUCUCGUCCUGGUAAAACAAGUUCUGUAUGAAGAUACGGCAGUUCAGCGGGGAGAUGAAGAGGCCGCCCAGGUGCACACGCGUCGACGGCGGCAGAACGAAGUAGCGCAGGAGCACCUGCACCGCGACGCCCAACAGCUUGUGGAUGUACAGCAUCAGUAUGAGCCCGCAUAA